Molecule: messenger RNA, 2766 nt
Organism: Tripterygium wilfordii
Lineage: Eukaryota; Viridiplantae; Streptophyta; Magnoliopsida; Celastrales; Celastraceae
Product: putative proline-rich receptor-like protein kinase PERK6
Exons: 8
Coding region: 586-2484 (632 amino acids)
Biological process (GO): protein phosphorylation
Molecular function (GO): protein kinase activity; ATP binding
Source: RefSeq, a predicted model, not a curated record
UUUUUGUACAACCCUAGAAAAAACCACGCAGACAUUUUGAUGAUAUGUCCUCUACAUAAGCUGCGUAGGCAUCUGGAAAUCUCCUCUGAAUCACAUCGAAAGUUGCAGAGGAACAUGAGCAGGACUAAAAAUAGUAAGCUGAAGAAGAUCUUCGUUAAAAUAGGAAUGAAAAUCCAAGUUUAUAGGAGAUGACUUUGGCAGAGGAUGCACGCCAUACGCGGACUUCACGGUUCUCCGUUUCUUUGAUGAAACAGUUAGCAUUGCAACAUGUCUUCUCGCCUUCUCCUUUGAGAAUCAAAACUUACCCUUCUACGCGUACAGGUACUUUCUCUCUCUCAAUCUCACAAAUCAAUUAUUUGUUCUGCUUCGAAUCUUCUCUUCUUCUUCUUCUUCUUCCGCUUUUCAAGCUUACUACAACAACAAUGUAGAUGAACUGUGAAUGUGUAUGUCCAUGUCUUUGGUGAUUUUCGUGUUGAAUUUGAUCAAUGUGAUUAGGUGAUCCCAGGGUCAUUAUCUACUGUGGAGGAUCGGUGGGGCAUGCCCGGCACAUUUGGACGACAAUCUUAGUCGGGAAAUCCUAAACAGAUGGCUCAAGCCCCGCCGCCUGAUUCUCCCUCCUCUCCAACUCCACCUUCUCCAUCAUCGUCGGACGAUUCAUCACCACCACCACCAUCUUCGUCACCCCCUCCGUCGUCUCCGCCACCGCCUUCAAAAUCUUCACCACCACCUGACUCCUCCCCUCCUCCCCCGGACAAGUCCCAAUCCUCACCACCACCACCACCAAAUAAUUCAGAUUCUCCACCUCCUCCUCCUUCCAAUUCCUCCCCACCUCCUCCUAAAGGCAACAACAACAAUAACAAUAACAAUAACGACAAUCCAUCACCGCCUCCACCGUCCAAGUCGUCCCGUCAUUCGCCACCACCACCGCGAUCACUCUCACCUCCCUCACAUGGAUCGUCAUCAAAUAAUGGAGACAGUAAGGGAAGUUCGGUAAAUCAACCCGUUCUAAUCGGAGUCCUGGUCGGGGCAGGUGUACUGUUCAUUCUUAUGGUGGUUCUCUGCUGCGUGUGCAGUAAAAAGAAAAAGAAGCCGCCCAAGCAUGAUCAGAUGCCGUACUACGUGAAUCAAUCACAUCAUCAUAACGGUGGGGAUCAAUAUUAUAAUAACUGGCACGACUCACCACACCAGCGUACUGACCAAUUUUCUGGUUUAACUCCACCUCCUGGUGCCGGCCAUGGAGGGUGGCAUAUGUCGCCUCCACCACCGCCACCAGGGCCGGUUAGUAGUGAUAUGAGUUCCAAUUACUCUGGAGCACACGGUCCGGUCUUGCCUCCACCACACCCAUCGGUGGCACUUGGGUUCAGCCAGAGCAGCUUCACCUACGACGAGUUAGCGGCUGCAACUGGAGGAUUUUCUCAGGCUAAUCUGUUGGGGCAGGGAGGGUUUGGAUAUGUACACAAAGGUGUAUUGCCAAAUGGGAAGGAAAUUGCAGUGAAGAGUCUGAAAUCGGGUAGUGGACAAGGGGAGCGUGAAUUUCAGGCUGAAGUUGAUAUUAUUAGUCGAGUUCAUCAUCGCCACCUUGUGUCCCUUGUUGGGUAUUGCAUUGCAGGAAGUCAAAGGAUGUUGGUUUAUGAAUUUGUUCCCAAUGGCACCCUUGAAUUCCACCUUCAUGGGAAGGGAGGCCAACAAAUGGACUGGUCCAGUAGAAUCAAGAUCGCCCUUGGAUCUGCCAAAGGACUUGCUUACUUGCAUGAAGAUUGCCACCCAAAAAUCAUCCACAGGGACAUUAAGGCUUCAAACAUCCUUAUUGAUACAACUUUUGAGGCAAAAGUGGCAGAUUUUGGGUUGGCUAAACUAUCUUCAGACAACUUCACUCAUGUGUCAACUCGCGUCAUGGGAACAUUUGGGUACAUGGCUCCUGAAUAUGCAUCGAGUGGCAAGUUGACAGACAAAUCUGAUGUUUUCUCCUUCGGUGUCAUGCUUUUGGAACUAAUCACAGGACGACGCCCAGUUGAUCCCACCGGAGAGAUGGAGGACAGCUUGGUGGACUGGGCGAGACCUUUAUGUUUGAGUGCAUUAGAGACUGGAAACUAUGAUGAAUUGGCAGAUCCUUUCAUGGAAGGGAAUUAUGUUGAACAUGAGAUGGCUCGUAUGGUGGCAUGUGCUGCUGCGUCCAUUAGGCAUUCAGCGAGGAGACGCCCAAAGAUGAGCCAGAUUCUACGUGCACUAGAAGGUGAUGUUCAACUAGAGGACUUGAAUGAAGGGAUGAAACCUGGCCAAAGUAGCAUUUUCAGCAGCCCAACUACUGGCAGUUCUGACUAUGAUAAUAGCUCAUACAGCACAGACAUGAGGAAAUUCAGGAAGAUGACACUGGAAAGCCAAGAGUAUACCAGCAGCGAAUUAGGCCACACGGGCGAAUACGGGGUCAAGGCUUCUGCAUCAAGCGGUGAAAUGAACAGGGGAAGCCGAAGGCAGAGUCCUUGACUGAGCCUCCAAAAUAAGUGAAAAGCAAUCAGAAUGAGUACGGAUUCCGGUUUCAAUAUUUUCUGGGAAGCAGAGAAAUGGUAUUUUUCUGGUAAUUAAGAGUAACAAGCAUUCUUUGGUGGUAGUUAACAGGAUCGAUAUAUUUGCUUCAAGAACAGCAAAGGAGAUGAUUUGCUCCAGUUUUUUUAGGGCUUCUAGCUUGAACAGUGUCCACAACAAAGGCAUGAUUUGUAACAUGACAGUUUUCUUCUUGUAUAACCAUGCAUGUUUUCACUGAUGGAG